AAAAAGUUGGCAUUCAGACCACCAGAAUGAGGUACUUCCACCAGUUGUACUUGAGGACCCUCAAGAACCUGGACUCAGGAGACACACGUGGACACAAUGACACCACUCGUUGUAUCACAUUAUUUGAGGUGGUGGUGUGUGUCAUUCACAACACUGGCAGUUUUCUGUAGCACUAAACAUGAGUUCAAUAGACCGAAUGUCUCACUAACAAAUGACGCUGCGAGAAAUAAGCCCUGUGAGCUAGUGCUAGAGCCAAAUUGGUGCACACAAUGGACAGAGUUUGGCAUCAGUUCACACACGUUUACCCAAGCUAACUAUUUUUCUUGUCGUAAACGAUCCCUUUAGUCCCAAACUUGCAUGCCCUGCACUAACGCUACACAAAUGGAACAACUAUUAGCUAAUAAACACUCCUCCAUACAAGUAAUUGCUGGGGUCUCUCACCUCUUUUUCGUGGCGAAAUGGACUCCGAAAGUGAGCCCCAGGAGGACGUAGUUGAGGAAGCAUUGGGUGGUGGGGACGGAGAUGUCGUAGUCUGUCACCAGGACCUGACUGGUGACUCCAGUCCCACAGAGACACAGGGAGAGAAACUGGCCCAGGAACACCGCACCCAGCACAUA
This is a messenger RNA of Geodia barretti, 617 nucleotides long. NCBI's taxonomy places the organism in Eukaryota, Metazoa, Porifera, Demospongiae, Tetractinellida, Geodiidae. The record is from the annotation of a GenBank genome assembly.